This is a messenger RNA of Wyeomyia smithii (pitcher-plant mosquito), 4691 nucleotides long. RefSeq lists its product as uncharacterized. The transcript has 6 exons. The record is from RefSeq and is a predicted model, not a curated record. Lineage: Eukaryota; Metazoa; Arthropoda; Insecta; Diptera; Culicidae. Bases 1002 to 3152 code for a protein of 716 amino acids.
AAACGGCGCAUAGGACGACACUUCUGUCAGUCUGUCCUCGACACUCGUUCGAACCGACCGUGCGGAGAGUGGGUGGCGCUUGUUUUUUGUCCGAAGCCGGGUUUUAAAUCCGAAAGUCAUACAUAGUGUUGUGGUUCUUGUUGCCUGUUUUUUUUGCUCGCCACAAGCUGCUAGACAUGCCGUGACUUAGAUGGUAAUGCUAGAAGUGGUGAAUCUUACAUCCGCGUGUUGGAGUGUUGAAAUUAGCAGUGGCAAGCGGUAUCGGUUCUGUUAUAAUCUGUCUUGAUAGACGCGCGCGAUGAGUGAUGCGAUGUAGGAUGUAGGAGAAGAAUUAAAGGGUGAAACAAUCGUUUGGUGUUCGGGAGAGAAUUCAAUUACCUACCACUGAUAUGUGUGGUGAGUUAGGUUAGGAGGCCUGAUAAGGUGUCUUUCCCUUCGGUUUGUUUUGGUAGCCGCCUUGAAGUGUGGAGCCUAAUCGCAGCCGGCAAAAGUGGAUUACUUUGAUGCUGUACCGCACUUGAUAAGUAGUGAAAAAUUGCUGAGUGAUUGGAUGAUAAGCUGCUGUGUGCGCGUCAAUUCGUCUGAAAAUUGUGUGAAAAUAGUGUUUGGUUGAAAGCUGUCAAAAACCAAAGCAUAAACGGGUGAAGUUUUCCAAAACAACGGCACCAGCUGAUUCUCCUCAAAACAGAACCAUCAUCAAUUGUCAUGGAGCUAAUGCAUCACGAAUCACCAUUUUUACUAUGCCUGCCGUUCUGACUUGGAGUGAUGUGAAACGUAAAAUUUCAUUCAAGAUGCGUUUAAAAUAUAAGAAAUCGAGCCCUCAGGUCACAUCCUGUUGACCGGUAGUGAAAAUAAAACGUUUCUCUUGAAUAUAGUGAUUUUCUCUGAAAAAAAAAUCAAAAACAAAAGUGCUCGAAUUGUGUCGGACAGAUUGGAUCGCGAUUUUACGUGCGCGUGUGAGUGUGUGUGUGUAAAUUUGCGCACCCUCCGUCGUCCGUAAGAUGCCUUGGGGCUGUCUCUGUUCCAAGGAAAAGAAACGCCCGCAAAUUAGCAGCCCUAUACUGAAGUCAACCCCUUCCAGCAAGCACCAGCUAGUGCCAUCGGUUCGGCGUCCCCUCCUGUCGGGAUCCUCUGCCACUGCCGCCGAAAAACUCGAGCAACGGCUGCUCGAUCCAAAUCUUAACGAACUCGACUCCUCGCAGCAGUCCACCGUCGUCGGUACCGGUGCCGGAACGGGAGCCGGUGACGAAAGUAGCGAAGAGUUUCCCAAUGGAGGUAGCAGCGGUACGAGCGGCAGCGGUGGCUCCCAGCGGGAUCGACUCCAGCAGCAGCUGAUCCAAAAGUCCAAGCUCAAAUCUUCCAACCUGAAGAGCACCACCUACACGCGAAAUACCGAAAAUGACAAGCUGACGAGGCAUUUGAAUAACGUAAAGUUUGCGUUUGAUGAGCCGCAGCCCCAGUCUCCGCUGCCGAAGGAGGCACAGCAGCAAAAGGUGGCGGAUUGCAACGGGAACGGAAACUACGAUGUGCUCCAGCCAGCGCCGGUGCUGCUGCACAUCGUAGAGCGGAAUGAUGAAAAUAGUAACAACCCGCCAAGCUCCGUUCCACCGGAUUUGGUACGCAGUAGUACCGAAAGCAUUCCUUACAUCGAUGACGAGCAGACCAAGAUACUGAAGAAUCUCAACAGUGACCCCAACAAAGUUCAAAACUUUCACGAUGCUCGAAUCAUCACGCUUACACCAAAGAAUAUCGGCUCCGAGGUAACCCGGCAGCAGAGACCGCUAAGUCCGGAACUUCGUCAAUUUGUGCUGACGAAAAAGUACGAAUCCCAGCAGCGACCCGCAGUCAGACAGUGGACCGAGGCAGCUGUGCCGGGGCUGGCAACGUUACGCUUUACGCAUAGUUUUCACAUUCUCGCUGCCGGCUGUGACCGGGUUUGCCAGCACUGUCAUCUCGUGCUCAGCUUGGAUGUGGCACUGCGGUGCGCUAUCUGCGAGUUCACCUGCCACCAGCGGUGCGUGCGGCUCGAACAGGAAUCGGUCGCCGUUCGACGAUGGCAACACUGGGCUGGAAUGACUAACGGCGAAAAAAACCGCGCGACAAGAAAGAGAAUGGAUGUUCCGCCCAAGUCGCGCUACACGGAUACCUCGUACCUGAUCUUCCAGCAGCUGAAGGAGGGCGGAGUGCAGUGUGCCUUUCCGUUUAUUUACGAACUGCUGAAUCCGGGUGGUUCCGAUGGGACCCGCCGACCGGAUGAGCUGCCGGACGGAGUUGAACCGCUCAGUGAACCGGGUGGUAAGAAUGGCAAGAAGAGUGCUGGACAGUACAAAUCCAAAGAUAGUCGCAAACCGGUUGGCAGCGGAAUUCCACGCAAGCAGAGUAAGAUUGCGGAGAAGCGAAAGAACCGGCGCAGCCAGGAGUUGAAGGCAGUGGAGGAAGCUUCCCGCGAGGAAGAGGAUGCGGUCAGUCUUACCAAAGAGACGGAUGGAGCAGUGUUGGCGGCAAAGUCCGAGUCCGUUCCGGACGAGAAACAAGUGCAAGUGUGUGAUUUGUCCCCGGGGACGGCCGAUGGGCGGCAUGUGAGUGUGAUCAGCAGUGGCGAUGAGCAGUGCUGUGUGGUGCAGAAAGAUAUCCAGGUGGCCGUGGAUUUCCACCAUCGGCCCGAUUCGGAGGUGGAACCCGGUUCCCGGGUCGGUAGUGUUCUGGUAGUGGAAGCAAAUAAUAACGAUGUGAAGUGCAAGUCGCAGAAUGAACAGCAACAGCAGCAGCAGCAGUUAAGUGAGCCGGGAAGUGAAUCGGAUGUGGAUUCGGUGCGGACAGUGACACCCGGUUUGGGGUGGACAAGAGACACCGUUCGGAAUCCGGGAGGCUCUCAAGACGCCGGAAUCGUUAAAGCGCCCGGUGUUCAAAUCCGUCGAAAGCAGUACCUGUACGAGCCGGCCUAUUUGACCGGUUCGGAGUACAGCGAUACGGACUUCACCGAUACGGCCAGUAGCGUUGGGGAGUUGGACGAUGCGGCGGCGGAGUAUGCCAGUGUGGAGCUGCGAGAGGUAAAUAUAUGGAAUAUCCUAUCUCGCUGUGGCCAAUAUGUAAGUCUACAACUAGUCAAGAAUGGAAAUUUUUUGCUGGAUAAACUGCAGCCACUAUCGUAAAACAUUUUAAGGAGUGCGCAUUAAAGUUGUUUAAGUUGAUCCUCACACACACACACACACAUCGUACGAGUAUACUGGUUUCUUCCCUCUGAAUGGAACAUUAAUCUUCCGUUUUGUGAACCAAUCGCGACUCGGCACGCGACUCGCGUGGCUGCAAUCACAACCAAGUUGCACACAGUAAUUGCUGCUCGCGGUGGCAUAGAUUAUUUCUAAUGGGUAUUUCGCACUCACCGGUGGAAUUCUGCGCGCGUCGAAACGCACACUGGUUUGGCCUCGACCGAAACCUGGCCAAAAUGGCACUAUAUGUUUUUAAACCAGUGUUGAGCAGUCUAAUCUAGAGAACAACAUUGUACCAUGGGAAAGAAUCUCCUUUUUCUUGGGGUUCUGAAAAUUCAGGGAUUUAUUUCCCUGAUUUUUCCGAAAUGAAACACUACACAAAGCAUACAGAAAGCAGAAAAUAGGAAACGACAAUUAAAAAUGAACUGCAAAAUAAAUUAAAAUUACAAAUAGAGAGUGAAUGAAAUUCAAAAUUAAAACGAGAAUCAGAAUGGGAAAGAGAAAGACGAGAAUGUGAAUAAAAAUAAUAACAAAAGUGAUAAUAAGAAUGAACAUGAGAAUGAGAAUAAGAAUGAGAAUCAAAAUAAGAAUGAUAAUAUGAAUGAGAAUGAGAAAAAAAUUAGAAUGAAAAUAAGAAUAAAAAUUGAAAUGAAAACUAAAAUCAAAAUAUAGAUCAAAAUCAAAAUCAACAUUAAAAUUUGAAUCGAAAUGAAAAUUAAAAUCAAAAUCAAAGUCAACACCAAAAUCUAAAUUAAAAUCAAAAUCGAUAUAAAUAUAAAUAUCAACAUCAAUAUCAAUAUCAUUAUUUAAAUAAAAGUCAAAAUCAAAACAGAAAUAAAAAAUAAAUAAAUGAAAAUUGAAAAAUCAAAAAUAAAAGAUCGUAAUCCCAAAAAAUAAAACAUGAAAAAUAAAAAAUCAAAAAUUUUAAAUUAAAAAUUGAAAAUGGAAAAUCAAAAAUGGAAGAUGAAAGAUGAUGAAUGACAAAUGAAAAAUUUAAAAUAGAAAAUAAAAAACUAAAAUUAAAAACUUAAAAGUGAAAAGUUUAAAGUAUAAAAACUAAAAGAUGAAAAAGUAAAAGAAUAGGAAUAGGAAUAGGAUUGGGAACAGGAUUAGAGAUAUGAAGAAGAAGAAAACAAGGCCAAGAGAGAAGAAGAGCAUGAAUAAGAAAAAGAACAAGAAUGAGAAUUGUAAUGAAAUAUAAAAUGAGAGUAAAAACGAGAAUGGGAAUAAAAACUGGAAUGAGAAUAAAUAUGAAAACGAGUAUGAAAUGAGAAAGAGAAUGAGAAUCGAAAAUAAAAAUGAGAAUUAACAUAAAAUUGGAAGAGGAAAAAGAGAAUGAAAAAUUAAAAUUGGAAAAUUAGAAAUGAACGAUAAACAAUAAACAAUAAACAAUAAACAAUAAACAAUAAACAAUAAACAAUAAACAAUAAACAAUAAACAAUAAACAAUAAACAAUAAACAAUAAACAAUAAACAAUAAACA